ACAUGACAAAGGAAUGGAAGAAGCGGUUCAUCGUCGACGACGCCCCGACACUCGCCGUCAACCGCAUCUUCACGAUGGCUCAAGGGAGCACACCGACACGUGACUGGCUCACGGAUUGGCAGAAAAGCGUGGCAACGCCCGACUUGGACUUGUCAUUUCCGCAUCUGCGGCGUGAGUUUUACAACAGGUCAUGCGCCGCUCUCAGCCUCGCACUUGGCGAUCGCGAGCAGUACAGCACUUUCGCAGAGAUCAUCAACAAGGCGAGAGAGCUCAUCAAGACUAACAGGCCGGCUGCACACGAGAAGUCCACGUGGCAGCCAACCUAUGUGGAGAAGGUACGAACUGGUCUGCGACAGCAGCAGUUCGCUGCAGUCCAGUCAGACAGUGGAGAUAACCCAGCAGCCAUUCCAGCAUCAAGUGACGGAGAUCAGGUGGCUGUUGUCCAGCCGCGAAGCAACAACAAGUCCCGCAACAAUGGGAAGGCGAAAUCCGCAUCGCAGGCAGGAAAUGGACAGCCAGUACAAGUUCCAUGGGUCAAAUUUGGAUUGACCGAGGCGGAGUACAAGCUCGGGAAACUGAGCUCCGCGGAAGGUGAGGCGAUUCCACCUUCUACUCCGCCAGAUUCGGACGCCUUGCUAGAGGCCUCCUGCACAUCUGGGGAGAGCGCGAAUGUCGCAAGUCCUCGGUAUACUUACGAGGAUUAUGCUGUCCACUUGGUUCCACCGCUGGACCAACCGCUCCACGUGCAACAAUUCACCGCAUGCACGGUUUUAUCACCAUCGGCAACCGAUUCGGCAGCUUCGCCGCAAUCUAUCGCCAGGGAUUCGACGUCAUGGUCAAGACUUGAAGAGCUCGACCCAUUGACGUUCACGGACUUCCAGUGGAUGCCCGUUCCCUCGACCGGACAAUUGUCGAAACCGCAUUGCAACGUGCUCAUGGCACAAUUGCGGGAUUACUUGCACACUGCAGUACCAGCUCCGUUGAUGGACGACGGAGCAGAGGUUGUCAACCUUCACGCUUACAUCGUGAAGAUCGGCCGCGAGUUCAAGACGCAACGGUUCGACGACAUCGACGCACCAUUGCUAUAUGUACGCAUUCAAAUUGGACAGGCGACCUGCAGUGCCUUGAUCGAUUGCGGAGCAUCUCGCAACUAUAUCAGCCAGGACUUCAUGGUGCGCGCCGGCCUUGGCCCACGUGUCCGGAGGAAGUCCCAGCCUACGCAAGUCACUCUGGCAGACGGUCAUACGCACAAGUCCAUUGACCAGUGCAUGAACGCCGUCCCAAUGUACUUUGCCCCUCACGCAAGUGAGGCGGUGUCCUUUGACGUUUUGGACACCAAAUUCGACAUGAUCUUGGGCAUGUCAUGGCUCCGAAGCGAGGAUCACCCGGUGAACUUCUUCCACCGCACCGUUCACAUCCGUGAUCGGAACGGAGUACUAGUUCCAUGCACGGUGCCUCUUCCUCAUCCUUCGAUUAGCUGCCACGUGGUAUCCGCCGCAAGCAUGCGAGCUUCCAUCAUCAGAGACGACAUCGAGGAGAUGGGGGUGUGUUUUCUCCACGCCCUCCCGCCCCAUGACGCUUCAUCGACGGACUCACCUUCGGAUCCACGCAUCAUCGAACUUCUCGACGCCUACAGCGACGUGUUCGAAGGCCCRCACGGAGUGGUACCGGAUCGACCCAUCCGCCACGAGAUCAUCCUCGAGGACGGGGCUGUACCUCCGCGCGGUUGCAUCUACCGUAUGAGUGAGGAAGAGUUAAGUGUGCUUCGGGCACAACUCGACGACCUUCUAGAGAAAGGCUGGAUUCGGCCUAGCUCAUCGCCAUACGGUGCCCCUGUUCUCUUCGUCCGGAAGAAGAACAAGGACCUGCGGUUGUGCAUCGAUUAUCGCAAGCUCAACGCGCAUAUGAUCAGGAACACCGGCCCUCGCCCACACAUCGAUGACCUUCUCAAGCGAUUGGGUGACGCCCAAUUCUUCUCUAAGCUGGAUCUUAAGUCAGGGUACCACCAACUCGAGAUUCGCAAGGAGGAUCGCUACAAGACCGCGUUCAAGACACGGAUUGCUGCACCUAUGACGAGGUUACAGUCGCCAAAGGUGCCAUUCGUAUUCGAUGACAACGCACGCCGCUCAUUCCAAGCACUUAAGACGGCUAUGCUCAUGGCACAUGUCCUUAGCAUCUAUGACCCCACCCUGCCGACGCGAGUGACUACGGACGCUUCCGGCUAUGGCAUGGGGGCAGUCUUGGAACAGCACGACGGCGACGACUGGCACCCUGUGGAGUAUUUCAGCCACAAAGUGCCUCCCAUCAACUCGCUUGAUGAUGCAAGGAAGAAGGAGCUGCUCGCAUCCGUGAUGACUCUCAAGCGCUGGCGGCACUUCCUCCUUGGGCGUCGUAGGUUUACAUGGGUCAUAGACAACAAUCCAUUGACCUACUAUAAGGCGCAGGACACGGUGAGCAGCACGAUUGGACGAUGGAUGUACUUCAUCGACCAAUUUGACUUCACACCGAAACAUGUCCCCGGCCUCUCCAAUCGCGCAGCAGAUGCACUCUCGCGAAGACCUGAUCUUUGCGCUAUGACACAUCAUGCCUUCGCAUUCGACGAGGAGCUUCAGCGACACUUCAUCCGCGUAUAUAAGUCUGAUCCGAACUUCGGCACGCUCGUUGCACAGCUAUCUUCGGAUCACCCGCCAGCCAGCCAUUACCGCAUUGCCAACGGGUACUUGCUCCUCCACUCGAGAGGCAAGGACUUACUAUGUGUCCCACGCGACCGUCGUCUUCGGACUCGCCUCCUCGGCGAGUAUCAUGAUUCACGACUCGCCGACCAUUUAUGAGUCAACCACACUAUUGCACGGCUUCGACAACGAUUCUGAUGGCCUGACCUCAUUACCGACGUCACUCGGUAUUGCGACU
Molecule: messenger RNA, 2910 nt
Organism: Chara braunii
Lineage: Eukaryota; Viridiplantae; Streptophyta; Charophyceae; Charales; Characeae
Source: the annotation of a GenBank genome assembly